AUGGUCAUCAACAGCGAUCCUUUUAAGGAUCGAAGGAGGUGGAGAAACCGGGGCAAGACCAUUCAAGAAAGCUCCGCCGCCGCAGUCGCAGACUCUGAUUUCAUCUAUCUCGCAGUCUCCCUUCCAGAAGAAAUCAUUUCAGACAUCCUAAUCAAACUUCCAGUCAAAUCACUCAGCCGAUUUAAAUCCGUUUGCAAAUCCUGGCGCAUUUUGAUAUCUGAUCCAGCAUUUGUUAAAGCCCAUCUGAAAGGUAACAUGCAAAACAAGGAUCAUGCAAGCCAUAAGCUUAUUAUGAAAACUGCUUUGCUUCAUUUUGAUGUGAAAUUCUGUUCUAUGUCAUCUGUUAUGAAUGGAGAAUCAUCUAUUACAGGACUCAAUUAUCCAUGGGUGAACCCACACCGAUCUGUUCGGAUAAUUGGUUCAGUUAACGGGUUGGUUUGUCUGGUUUGUCAAAGUUUGCUUUCAGGGGAAGCUUCCUUAUAUGUAUGGAACCCGUGUACUGGAAAGGCUAAGAGACUGCCUAGUUAUGGUACUGAAACAGAUGUUGGUCGAAUUGUUUCAUAUGGGUUUGGAUAUGAUGAAGUUAAUGAUGAUUAUAAGUUGGUUGUUAUUUACCUUUUAAGAACUAGUAGUAGUAUAGAAUGGAAUUUUAGGCCUGAAGGAAAGAUUUAUGGGUUAAAGAGUGGUUCGUGGAGUAGGAUUGAGAAUGUAUAUAAAAGGACUCGGGUGUAUGCUUUGUGUACUUAUGUGAGUGGAUCGCUUAACUGGGAAGCAGCUGAUGGCCUUAUUGCCUCUUUUGAUUUGUCGAAAGAAACCUGGUCUGUAAUCUCACGACCCGUUUAUUUGAACGAGGAGAGGGCUAUUUGGGGUUUAAAUAUAGGGAAUUUAGAUGGAAAACUAUGUCAACUAUUUUACCUUGAAGAGAUGAUGAAAAUUGAUUUAUGGGUAAUGAAGGAGUUUGGAAAAGUAGAGUCCUGGUUGAAGAUGUAUUCAAUACCUUAUCAAUGUGAGAUAGAUGCUUUCAAGUAUUGUGCAUUCUUGAUUAUUUUCAGCAAGAAUAAAGUGCUUAUGUUGAUUGGUUCGGAUUUGAUGUUGUAUAAUCUUGAGACUAAGACUGUUACACAACCCGACAUUCAAAAUAUCAGCAAUUUCCUUGAUGUGGCAACUUAUGUUGAGAGUCUUGUCUCACCUGAUGAUGCCAGCAACAAAUCAAUAUCUGAGUUGGCUGAUGAAGAUAUAAAUUAUGCUGUCAGACUCAGAUGAAUGAAUACAAGUGAAGAUCAUGAAUCAUUGAAGUUGGGUAUUUGGCUUGAAGUCUUUCAUACAAAAUGGCUGUGGAAAAUCUCUCUUUUCAAAUUGAGAUGUGU
This is a messenger RNA of Impatiens glandulifera, 1367 nucleotides long. RefSeq names its product F-box/kelch-repeat protein At3g23880-like. Gene Ontology annotation, molecular function: protein binding. Lineage: Eukaryota; Viridiplantae; Streptophyta; Magnoliopsida; Ericales; Balsaminaceae. The coding region runs from base 1 to 1263 and encodes 420 amino acids. The transcript is spliced from 2 exons. The record is from RefSeq and is a predicted model, not a curated record.